GAUAUUUCGUUACGAGUUCCGUAUCCCGCAGUAUUGAUGAUUUCCAUUUUAGGAAAUCUUUCCCGUUUCACUAUAGCAUGAUCACGAAACGACCGAAAUUGGGCUUUGACCGAAUCAUCAAGAAAAGUCUCAAAGUAGUCAUUCUCUUCGAGGCAACACUAUUGUUGGUAUCGUACGGAUUUUGGCGUCGCCUGGAGACUUCGCAAGAUUUUAGAUAUUACAUGCAUCAACGUUUUCCAAGAAUACUGGAAGGUUACUACACUAUCGGAGAACAGUUGUCUGGUAGUGAUCAUUUGAGGACGUUUGAUUCCAAGACCUGGACAGAGGAGAGCAAUGAGCAUUAAAUCUUCAUGGCGUUGAGAAUUAUCGGAAUUACCAUAGCGGCGGUAGCUAUUGGCGGUGGAGUAGGAAACGCUUUAUUUAAUGUUGUUAAGACCGACGAAGAAGAUCUUAAAAGGCAUCUUCCUCCAUAUUCAUCAGAAAAACAUAAUCUUUUCUUCCCACAAUAUAAGAAAAAAAGUGAUCAAUAUAUGAACCAAGGAAGGUCAAACGAAGGUUUGAAGAAGUUUGAAGCUCAAGGCAGUUACGAUACUAAGAAAUAGCAUUAACUAAAAUGGAUCCUACGGAGUUUAUAGAAGAAAGUUUGCCAGAUCGUAUCACAAAAAGGGAUCGGGAACGAAAAAAUGUUAUCGAAAGGCGAAGAGAAGAACGACAAUUGCUCGCCGUAGAAUCCGAGCAAAGCAGCUACUUUAAGGAUAUGUUCUACUCUUCUUGUAAGAAGAUCAAGGAUAUGCUAGACGAUGCACCCAGCACGCCGUCCUCAGCGUUACCAGGAAUCUUUGAGAAGUCAAAUAAGGAGAUCCAACUACUUAAAAACUAUUUGUCACAAUCUAAAAUGUUUCUAAAAGUUUACGACAUAAGACGCGCGCAAGAAAAUUUACAAUCGUUAGAGAACCAAGCUUCCGAAUUGGAGAUGAAACUUUUGCCUAAAAAGAAGUUUGGCUUUAAAAAUCGUAGAAUCGUAAAGAAGCCCUCUGAUAAGGGGCUCGACAUCACAGACGGCUUGAAAGAUCUCAAGAUAUCUGAGAGUAUUGUGAACGGCUCGACUAAGCAAAACAAUAAAUUGUCGAGCAAGUACGGAGAUAGUGCCUGCAUGCUCCUGGGCAAGGUAAACGAACGUAUAGUGUUGGAUGCCGAGAAUGUAAAUAAGAAUGAUAUUCUACUUUCCGAUCUGAUUCGCUGUACUAUAAGGAUAUAUGGUACACCGAGCACCCUGCAUAUGGUAAACCUGAAACAAUGCACUGUAUUAGUCGGACCAGUGACAUCUUCCGUUUAUGUGCACGACUGCAGUGAUUGUAUAUUUGCUUUUGCAUGUCAGCAGCUGCGAUUACAUUCAUCGACGGACUGUACCAUUUAUUUACAUGUCACAAGUAGGGCGAUCAUAGAGGAUUGUACGAAGAUACGUGUAGCACCUUACAACUGGUCUUACGAAGAUCAAACAAGUCACUUUAAUCUAGCCGGCCUUGAUCCAAAGAUUAACAAUUGGAACUACAUCGACGACUUCAAUUGGCUAUCUAGUGAAAAACAUUCACCGAAUUGGUCAAUUCUUGAACCGGAACUUCGGAUAAAAACGUGGGAUUAAAAUGAAUACUUGUAAAAUAAAGAGGAAAAGGGCAAUUAAAACUAACAGUUGUAGUGA
Cyphomyrmex costatus is the source of this 1699-nucleotide messenger RNA. RefSeq names its product Tubulin-binding cofactor C (gene TBCC). The transcript has 3 exons. The record is from RefSeq and is a predicted model, not a curated record. Gene Ontology annotation, biological process: post-chaperonin tubulin folding pathway; tubulin complex assembly. Lineage: Eukaryota; Metazoa; Arthropoda; Insecta; Hymenoptera; Formicidae. Gene Ontology annotation, cellular component: cytoplasm. Bases 614 to 1642 code for a protein of 342 amino acids. Gene Ontology annotation, molecular function: tubulin binding.